AUGACAAAGCUUCUAUCUUUAUCGCUGUUUGCCGCCGUUCCCUUUGCUUUUGCGCAACUUGCACCAACACCCUUGCCUGACUCUGCACCUGCUGCCGAAUCUACACAGCUAGCCAGGCGGGCGACCAGCAAUUCCACCUUCACUGAGGACGUCCUUGUCACUGCGUGGUACCCCGGCUGGCUGGGGGGCACGUACGCACCUGACACUAUAUCGUGGGGCAAAUACAACGCCUUAACCUUCGCUUUUGCAACGACAACUUCUGAUGCAAGCGUCAUCGCGCUUGACAGCGAAAGUGCCAGCCUUCUUCCAACAUUUGUCUCAGCAGCCAAGAGCCAUAACGUCAAGGCACUCCUUUCUAUUGGCGGAUGGACCGGAUCUCAAUACUACUCAUCGAACGUGGCCACAGCAGACAGCCGUACUACCUUCGUCAAGGCCGUUGCCGAUCUGGCUACCAAGUACAACCUUGAUGGUAUCGACUUUGACUGGGAGUAUCCCAACCACCAGGGCAUCGGGUGCAACCUCAUCUCGAGCAGUGACUCCGCCAAUUUCCUUUCGUUCCUCCAAGAGCUCAGGCAAGACCCCAUGGGCUCGACUCUCAUCCUCUCAUCUGCGGUUGGCUUGACUCCAUACGCCGGAAGUGACGGCACCCCAAUGGCCGAUGUCUCAGCGUUCGCUGAGUACCUUGAUUGGAUCGCCAUCAUGGCUUACGACGUCUGGGGUUCUUGGUCUACAGCCGUUGGCCCCAACGCCCCCUUGGGUGACUCUUGCGCUCCCAGUCAAGCUGGCUCUGCUGAAUCUGCUGUCAACGCUUGGACUGCUGCCAAGUUCCCUGCGAACAAGAUCGCACUUGGCGUUGCUGCGUACGGUCACAGCUUCAGUGUCGCCAACAGCGCCGCUGUCGUGAACAACCAACUUGCUGCUUACCCCGCUUUCAGCAAAGCUGCUCAACCCGCUGGCGAGGGCGAAACUUCCACCACGUCAACCACUGAUCAGUGCGGUACCACCAGCGGCCCAACUGGCGUUUUCAACUUUGAGGGCAUGGUUAGCGCAGGCUACCUCACAAGCAACGGCACCGCUGCGCCGAAUAUGGUGUACAGAUUCGACGACUGCAGCAAGACUCCUUACGUCUACAACCCGUCCACAAACGUUGAAAUCUCUUACGACGACGCCACAAGCUUCGCUGACAAGGGCUCCUUCAUUAAUGAGAAAGGUCUUCUCGGAUUCGCCAUGUGGCACGUUGUCGGUGACUAUAAGGAUAUCCUCGUUGAUUCGAUCAGCGAUGCGAUGGGCAUCCAGAACUGUUAGCCAGGCCUAACCGUUCACAGUGCGCAGGCGCACACUGUUUUCGAGUAUUGUUAGACGUACGCUAUAGUACAUGUACCCAGGGCUAUCUCAGUGUUAUGUAAACGAGCUUGGAAGACAUUC
Molecule: messenger RNA, 1425 nt
Organism: Laccaria bicolor S238N-H82
Lineage: Eukaryota; Fungi; Basidiomycota; Agaricomycetes; Agaricales; Hydnangiaceae
Product: glycoside hydrolase family 18 protein
Exons: 9
Coding region: 1-1305 (434 amino acids)
Biological process (GO): carbohydrate metabolic process; chitin catabolic process
Cellular component (GO): extracellular region
Molecular function (GO): chitin binding; chitinase activity
Source: RefSeq, a predicted model, not a curated record